Messenger RNA from Drosophila miranda, 683 nucleotides. Its product is annotated as probable cytochrome P450 49a1. The coding region runs from base 66 to 593 and encodes 175 amino acids. Gene Ontology annotation, molecular function: oxidoreductase activity, acting on paired donors, with incorporation or reduction of molecular oxygen; monooxygenase activity; heme binding. The transcript has 4 exons. Lineage: Eukaryota; Metazoa; Arthropoda; Insecta; Diptera; Drosophilidae. The record is from RefSeq and is a predicted model, not a curated record.
AGAGAUGUCGGGCUUACGCAAAACCUCCAUUGCCCUAAUGCGGCGGUGGCUCUGCCACCGCGACGAUGCUGCCGCAUGCGGGCCCUGGGCCGGGCACGGGCGUGGACGGGGCUGCGCCACCCAGCGGCGUGGGGGUGGCAACGGAAAUUGAAAAAUCCAUUGCAAGGCAGCGCCUGCGACAGGGGCAGUCGGAGACGGCGAAGAAAUUAAAUGUCAGUCACUUGGCCGCCACUGCAGUGCCAGCGACGGAAACAGCGACAGCCACAGCAGCCAGAACCGCCUCCUCGACAGCCGGAGUGCGCCCCUACUCUGAGGUGCCCGGUCCAUAUUCCUUGCCCCUGUUUGGAAACUCCUGGCGCUUCGCUCCGCUCAUUGGAACUUACAAGAUUAGCGAGCUGGACAAGGUUAUGAAUGAGCUGCACGUCAACUACGGCAAAAUGGCCAAGGUGGGUGGCCUGAUUGGUCAUCCGGACCUGCUGUUCGUCUUCGACGGCGACGAGAUACGUAACAUAUUCAAGAAGGAGGAGGCCAUGCCCCACCGAAUUAACACGGGAGAAAGAUGUCGGGCUUACGCAAAACCUCCAUUGCCCUAAUGCGGCGGUGGCUCUGCCACCGCGACGAUGCUGCCGCAUGCGGGCCCUGGGCCGGGCACGGGCGUGGACGGGGCUGCGCCACCCAGCGGC